This is a messenger RNA of Mesocestoides corti, 1911 nucleotides long. The record is from the annotation of a GenBank genome assembly. Lineage: Eukaryota; Metazoa; Platyhelminthes; Cestoda; Cyclophyllidea; Mesocestoididae.
AUGGCUUCUGUGCUCAAAUGCUCUGUAAGUGAUAGAAGCAAAGGUCCUGUUGAUGCAUCUCUAUCCUACCUUAAACGCCCAAACGUAGUCCCGACACCGGAACGCUUAUCCUCCUCCUGUUAUGGCAAAGUUCAGGGUAGGGGGGAUUUAAAUUCGCAGCUGGAUCGCUGUCCAUCGCGUCUAAGACCGCCCGCUGGGUCCCUAAAACGAUCCAUCUCCUCAAAUAUCUCUCAAUCAAGUGAAUUGACAUUGAACCCUCAAUCACCCUUAAAACGACCAGUUGUUCUUUCUGCAGGGUCUAGCUUGAGGAAGAACCAAAUGUCCUUGAGGUUACCUAUCAAAAGAAGCAAUGCGUUAGAGUCAACUCAGAAGUCCAUUCGUCAGGAUAAGAAGGCCCCAAGGGCCACAGGCCCCUCUCUUCUUGCUCCAACAGAAUCGUCAGCUCUGAAAUCUCGGAGUCUAACAGCUAGUAAAGUUAUCGCUGGUCCCAGUGUAGGUUCGAUUUCCACAUUCAAUCAAUUGGCUUUCCUUUUUACCUUUUCUGAUUUAGAACACGCAGUCGAAAUCCGUGCAGGCGAUAGUUCCCAUCGUGCCUUAGAAAGUAGCCAGCAAUCACGGAAGCUUUCCAAGCCUACUGGUGCGCUGUCGACCCGACGUUCUGGUGUGCUCACUUGUCUCAGUCCGAAAAUGAAGUUGGCAGUAAAGUCGACAAGUCAGGAGAUUUUGGAAUUGAGACAGAAAUACGACGCCAGCUUGGAAGGUUGGAAUCGGGUUUUUGGGGCUCUUUGCGUCUUCGCCCGUUGGUCAAUUGACGCCAGUGAUAAACUUCGAAUUAAAGCCCUGAACCGCGAGAAUUUGCUCACUUCUCAGCUGGACUCGAAGUCAAAGGAAUGUGCUGAAGCCAAAUCGCGAAUUGAAGAAGUCCUUCGUUGUCAAGCCGAAGAACGUACUGCAAUGCAAGCUGAAUUAGAGAAUCUGCGGUCGGUCCUUCAAGCAGAAAAGGCGAAAGACAUUGAGAAAGUUCGUCUUCAGAAAGAUGCUGACAUUUCGGAACUGCAAAAGGCCUACGAUGCACAGCUUUCGGAGGAGCGCCGAACAUGGGCGGCUCGUGUUGCGGAAUCGCAGCAGAGGUUUGCGAAGGAAUUGGACCAACAACAAAUUGACUAUGCUAACCAACUCGAGGAAGUGAAGUCUCAGAGUGCUGCUUUUGUUUCGGAACUUGAAGCUCGGCUCAAAUCCCUGGAACUUGAUCUCGCGUCUACAAAAGAUUCUCUAAUACAGGAAGAAAUUGAGAGCUUCAAGACGGCUCUAGAACUGAAAUCUGCUGAAGCAGCCGACCUGCGUCACAAAACAAUGGAACUGGAAGAAGAGUUGAAGACCAUAAAGGAUCUGAAAGUGGAAGUGGCACAGUUGCGGCACCGAAAUGAGGACUUGGAGGCCCUCUUAGAGUUGCGUGGUGAAAGCGAAAAACAACUAAACGACCGUUUUCAGACCUUAUUCCACAACCUGGAAAAGGAAAUAAAGGAAAAAAAGAAACUGAAGAUUGACUGUGAGGCCCUCCGGUUCAAAUUGCUUGACGCACACCACAAAAUUGAACUCCUGAACGCAGCCAAUGCUAGUGACGAUGAGGGUCGGGAUGAUGGGUAUAGCUUGAAUGACACCACUUACAUGUCCAGAUCUGUUUACACUGAGCAUCGAGUGAAGAGCCCUGUGCGUCAGCCAGCCAGCACACGUCGCAGUCCACGGCCGAUCUCGGAGACGCUGGAUGCAUCUGCCGGCUCCUUCAUCUCCUUUGGUCCGAGGCUGUCGAACACGCCGGCGAGACGGUGUCGGGGGCUGCAGCACGAUCGGAGCAAACGGCGAACCUUGGCUGCCUCCAGUGAACUUGAGCAACACGAUCUGCGUCCGUGA